Sphaerodactylus townsendi is the source of this 555-nucleotide messenger RNA. RefSeq names its product motilin (gene MLN). NCBI's taxonomy places the organism in Eukaryota, Metazoa, Chordata, Lepidosauria, Squamata, Sphaerodactylidae. The transcript has 5 exons. Bases 97 to 435 code for a protein of 112 amino acids. The record is from RefSeq and is a predicted model, not a curated record. Gene Ontology annotation, molecular function: motilin receptor binding; hormone activity. Gene Ontology annotation, cellular component: extracellular region.
GUUAUAUAAAGGACCAUACACUGAGGCACAAAAGAAGUCUCCAGACAACAGGAGUCUCCAGAACACUGACCUAAAGAAGACACCAUAUUCAUUAGGAUGGUUCCCAGGAAGGUGACAGCAACACUUCUGCUUCUAUACAUGGUAGCCAUGUUGGCUAAACAGAGUGAAGGUUUCAUCUCUUUCUACGGCCAUGGAGACUUUGAAAGGAUGCAGGAAAGAGAGAGGAACCAAGGGCAAAAGGAAUCUCUGGUAUUGCAGAAGCGAUCAGACACACGAGGUUUUGCCAAGCUGUCAGAAGAUGAACAACAAGUCAUCAAGCUGAUUGCCCCUGUAGAAAUCGGAAUACAUCUGAACUCCAGACAGCUGGAAAAAUACCAAGAUGUCCUGGAGGAACUCCUAGCAGAGAUAUUGCCAGAUACUCAGAAUGCUAAUUGAUGUUCUCAGAAUCAGAAGAAAAAAGGGAAACACUUCCUGAAAAUUCACUUAGUGGAACAUCUAUCCAUAAGGCACUUGGAGAAAAAAAAUUCUUAUGUGAUAUUAAAGCAUGAAACUGAA